UUGAUUCGUGAACCUUUGUGAAUUGUUCGUGAAAGAAGGCGGAAGGUUAAACAGUAUUUGUAAUAUAUACUUGGCAAUUAAUUCGAAAAUUGUGAAAGUAAUAAACUACAGGAAAAAUGGCUUCUGGAGUUACUGUGUCUGAUGUCUGCAAGACCACAUACGAGGAAAUCAAGAAGGACAAAAAACAUCGCUAUGUCAUCUUCUAUAUUCGCGAUGAAAAGCAAAUUGAUGUAGAGACUGUGGCAGACCGCAACGCCGAAUACGACCAGUUUCUGGAAGAUAUCCAGAAGUGCGGUCCCGGCGAGUGCCGAUAUGGAUUGUUCGAUUUUGAAUACAUGCACCAAUGUCAAGGCACCUCUGAGAGUUCAAAGAAGCAAAAGCUGUUCCUUAUGUCGUGGUGUCCCGAUACCGCCAAGGUCAAGAAGAAGAUGUUGUACUCCAGCUCGUUCGAUGCUCUUAAGAAGUCGCUGGUGGGCGUGCAAAAGUACAUACAAGCAACCGAUCUGUCCGAAGCCUCCCGUGAAGCUGUCGAGGAGAAGCUCCGCGCCACUGACCGCCAAUAAACUGUACGAGCACUAUGCAUCGCAUUUAACAAACAACAACAACAACAGCAACAGCAACAACAUCAAGGCAUGCAUGAAACAGCGAUGAAAACACACAAGUAUCCUGUUGAGAUCGCCAAUUUGUAUGAGAAUUUUCUACAUAAUUUGUAUUUUCAGUAGAAAUAAAGAAAAUGAAUUAAAUAUUUAACUGGA
Molecule: messenger RNA, 755 nt
Organism: Drosophila bipectinata
Lineage: Eukaryota; Metazoa; Arthropoda; Insecta; Diptera; Drosophilidae
Gene: tsr
Product: Cofilin/actin-depolymerizing factor homolog tsr
Biological process (GO): actin filament fragmentation; actin filament severing
Cellular component (GO): actin cytoskeleton; cytoplasm; actin cortical patch
Molecular function (GO): actin filament binding
Source: RefSeq, a predicted model, not a curated record